Aedes albopictus (Asian tiger mosquito) is the source of this 2133-nucleotide messenger RNA. RefSeq lists its product as uncharacterized. The coding region runs from base 1 to 2133 and encodes 710 amino acids. The record is from RefSeq and is a predicted model, not a curated record. Gene Ontology annotation, molecular function: RNA-DNA hybrid ribonuclease activity; nucleic acid binding. The transcript has 3 exons. NCBI's taxonomy places the organism in Eukaryota, Metazoa, Arthropoda, Insecta, Diptera, Culicidae.
AUGAGCUCGGUUACCCCAUGCUACGAAACCUCCUCCCAGCUGCAAGCGGAGCCUACUACAGUCCAUAAACACCAUCUGGACCUCGGGAACAUUACCAGCCGAGUGGGAAAAGAGCCUGGUAGUCCCGAUCCCCAAAGGAUCUGGAUCAGCCAACCAGUGGAGAAGAUGGUGAACCGCCGUCUGGUGGAACACCUCGAAACCAACGGCUACCUAGACCACCGGCAGCAUGCAUUCCGGGCCGGACGCGGCACCGGUUCCUUCCUGGCCGAAUCGGGUAAAACGCUGGACGAUGCCCUAGAAAACAACGAACAUGCCGAGAUUAUUUACCUCGACUUGGCCAAGGCCUACAAUCGGGCUUGGACCCCUGAUGUCCUAGCAAGGUUAACUCAUUGGGGAGUAACAGGAAACCUUUUGUAUUUCAUGAAGGACUUCCUCACAGGAAGAUCCUUCCAAGUCAUUAUUGGAAACACCCGAAGCAGCGUUCGAGAGGAAGAAACGGGAGUCCCCCAAGGGUCCGUGAUUGCGGUCACCAUCUUCCUGGUGGCCAUGCAUGGUGUUUUUGAGACCAUCCCGAGGGGUAUCUACCUGAAGGUGUACGCCGAUGACAUCACCCUCAUCGUGAUCGGCGUGCACACGAAGGCAUUACGAAAGAAGGCCCAAGCAGCCACGAAUGCCUUUGGGAAGUGGGCCGCCAAGGCCGGCUUCGAUAUUUCGGCCACCAAAUCGGCAAGGCUGCACAUCUGUGGCAGCAACCAUCAACUGCCCCGGAAGCACAUUACCCUUAACAAGGAAGUGAUUCCCACAAGGAGAACCUUGAAGACCCUCGGGGUCACCCUUGAUCGGCAUUUGACCCUACAAGCCCACUUCGAAAACGUGAAAAAGAGCUGUGAAACCCGGUUGAAUUUCCUCCGGAGCAUCGGGAGGAAAGAGCGAACGGGCCACCCACCUACGGGUCGCCGACGCCGUGAUUUGGAGCCGCCUAACAUACGGCAUAGAAAUUACAUGCCGAGCCCGAGAUCGUCUUAUCAAGCAUGCGUCGAGGCCGGUGUGUUGCCUUUCCGGCACAAGCUUGCCCAAACAAUCUGUAACCGAGCCAUAGGCUUCCUUGAGAAGACCCGGAAAAAUGGGCAAGGCUGCUUCCUGAGGGGGCAAGCAAACCUGGCCCUUCAAUCCGUGGCCAACGCCACGCUUCCCCCGGUGGCAGGUCUCCACCGGCUCGGGCCGAGAAGCUGGUCGGCCAGGGCACCAGAAAUUGACCGAGCAAUUAAGAACCACUUUGCGCGGCAAGCUCAACCCCAGGAACUCCAGGCCUUCUUCCUGGAGAGGAUCCGAGGCCGAUACAGCGAUUAUGUGAUCAAUUAUACCGACGGCUCUAAACUGGGCAACCGAGUGGGCAUUGGUGUCCACGGUACAAACCCAGAACAACACCACCGCCUCCCGACGGAGUGCUCGGUUUUUUCGGCCGAAGCAGCAGGCAUCUCUCAGGCCAUAAUAGCACCAAGGGACUGUGCCGCACUGGUAGUUACUGACUCCAACAGCGUCAUCUCUGCCAUCGAAAAUGUGAAGUCCAAGCACCCCUUCAUCCAGGGCAUCCAGGCGGCCCUUGACGCUCCCAAGCACCGGACGGUGCUAAUGUGGGUUCCCGGACACUGCGGCAUCCACGGAAACGAGCGUGCCGACGUCCUGGCCGGCAUUGGCCGGAACAGCCCCUUCCUCACCCGGAAAAUCCCAGCGGACGAUGCCAAGAAAUGGAUCAAAGACACCAUCCGACAAGCCUGGUCCAACGAGUGGAGGCGGAACCGGACCCUCUUCCUGCGAAAGGCCAAACCGACCACAGAACCCGGAGAAGAUCUUCCUUACCGGCGAGACCAAAUCGUCCUGUCCCGACUUAGGACGGGGCACACGAGAGCAUCCCACAAUAUGGCAGCUAGCAACUCCGGCUUCCGCCGGCAAUGUGAAAAUUGUGACACGCCAAACACGGUAGAGUACUUCUUGUGCGACUGUCCGGCACUCGGGUUCCUCCGAGAAACCCAUCAAAUCUCCGAUAUCCCAAGCUCACUCUCCAAUGACCAAGUCCGUGAGCGGCAAGUCAUCAACUUUUUGAAAGAGGGUGGCCUGUACCACGAGAUAUAA